This is a messenger RNA of Racocetra persica, 1437 nucleotides long. The record is from the annotation of a GenBank genome assembly. NCBI's taxonomy places the organism in Eukaryota, Fungi, Glomeromycota, Glomeromycetes, Diversisporales, Gigasporaceae.
AUGGCUACACAUUCAGUCGAUAUUUCUGAAAAAAUCGUUGAAAACACAAAAAUUUCAAGUGUUGAAGAAAAAAAAUUAUUAACAAAGCUUGAUUUAAGAAUUAUUCCUUUGCUUACACUUCUUUUUACCCUUAGUUUCUUGGAUAGAGUCAACAUUGGAAAUGCGAAAUUAGCCCAUUUGGAACGUGACCUUAAUUUAGUAGGAGAUCAAUUUAAUUGGUGUUUGGCCAUAUUCUUUUUCGGGUAUGUAGUAUUCGAAGUACCAUCCAAUAUCAUAUUAAUCAAAGUCAAACCUUCGAUUUGGAUUUCAACACUCACGGUCGGUUGGGGUAUCACAAUGAUAAGUAUGGCAUUUGUAAAAAAUUUUUCUCAAUUGAUGGGCAUAAGAUUUUUAUUGGGUGUUUUUGAAUCUGGUCUUUUGCCCGGUAUCAUAUUUUAUAUUACAAAAUGGUAUAAGAGAUCUGAACGAGGUUAUCGAAUUAGCUUGUUUUAUACUGGUGCUACAAUUGCUGGAACAUUUAACGGUCUUUUAGCAUAUGCUAUCACAAAAUUAGAUGGUAAAUCUGGUUUAAGUGGUUGGCAAUGGAUAUUUCUUAUCGAUGGGCUAGCGACAGUCAUUGUUGGACUUUUCUCAUACUUGUUAAUAUCGAAUUAUGCGGAAACCGCUACUUGGCUUACGGAAGAUGAAAGAAAGUUAGUCAUUGAUCGAUUACGAAUUGAUGGCGGACAUGCCCACACAACUCAUUUUGAUAAAUUUCAGAUUUUUCAAGCUUUUAAAGAUUUGAAAGUCUAUAUAAACAUGCUUAUAUUUUUUUGCGCGAUUGUCGUAGUAUAUUCUUUUUCUUUUUUCAUUCCAACCAUUGUAAACGGUCUAGGAUUUGAUACGGUUAUUUCCCAACUUCUUUCCACUCCCCCAUUUAUUUUGGGAUGUAUUUCAUCUGUCGUGAUAGCAAAAUUAUCUGAUCACCAUAACGUUCGUAGUCCAUAUUUAAUAUCUUGUUUGCUAGUGGCAAUCCUGGGAUACGCGUUGCUUCUUGCAAAUAAUGCAAGUAUUGCUUUGAAAUAUUCCGGUGCUUGUAUUGUUGGAUUGGGUUUUUUUUCAAGUAUCCCUAUUUCAUUUGCAUGGAUGUUAAAUAAUUUGGCAGGUGAUUCGAAGCGUGCUGUAGGUUGCGCGAUGGCAGUAUCAAUGGGCAGUUUUGGUGGAAUUGUAAGUGCCCAAUUAUACAGACCUGGUGAUGCACCAGCUUUUAAACUUGGUCAUUCUGUUGCAUUAUCGUUCUUAGUUAUUGCGGUAAUUUUAUCUAUAAUCCAAUUUUAUUACUUGGAUAGAAUGAAUAAAGAUAAGCUCAACAAUCCUGAUAAAUUUUUGAAAGGACUAAAUGAGGAGGAGGCUAAACAUUUGGGAGAUUCACACCCUUCGUUCACUUAUAGUUUAUAA